Messenger RNA from Coregonus sp. 'balchen', 3455 nucleotides. NCBI's taxonomy places the organism in Eukaryota, Metazoa, Chordata, Actinopteri, Salmoniformes, Salmonidae. The record is from the annotation of a GenBank genome assembly.
AUGACCUCACUGCCUGGCCCGGCCGCCAUACCUCCCCCCUCCUUCCCAGCAGCCUUUGAGUCAUGCCCAGGUCCAGGUGUUGACUGUGCUGUGGGAGAGACAAAGGCUUGGUCUUGAAAAACACAUUAUUAGCCCAUCCCUUGCUCUAAAGUAUUUCAAUCAUCUCAAGGUCCCUGAAUGGUGGUGGUCUAUCUGGAUAGGACAUGCUGCCCGCUGGUCCACUGGUCCCCUCAGCUGUCUGUUACUACUGUCUCUGCUACCAGCAGCUGAACAGACAUUUAUGCACCACAGCCAUUGUUCACAUAUGCUCCACGCAGCCACGGGGACCAAAUAAAACUUAAAAGGUCCCUUUUAUAUGAUCGCUAAAAAGCAUGGGCACAUUGUAAAAAGGGUUAGCCUUGGUGGCAGGCAGGGACCGAGUUUUAUACUCUCCUCCAGCAGCAGCUCCAGUCUCAGCACAGAGCUUCCUCCAGCCUUCACAGAGGCAGGGGAAGAGGCUGCCUGCCUUCUGGGUCUCUGUGCUGGGUUGGCCUUAGAACAUCUAUCCAUGGCUCUACAUACAGUACCAGUCAAACGUUUGGACACACCUACUCAUUCCAGGGUUUUUCUUUAUUUUUUACUAUUUUCUACAUUGUAGAAUAAUAGUGAAGACAUCAAAACUAUGAAAUAACACAUAUGGAAUCAUGUAGUAACCAAAAAAGUGUUAAACAAAUCAAAAUAUAUUUUAUAUUUGAGAUUCUUCAAAGUAGCCACCCUUUGCCUUGAUGACAGCUUUGCACACUUGGCAUUCUCUCAACCAGCUUCAUGAGGGAGUAAUCUGGAAUGCAUUUCCUUAAUGCGUUUGAGCCAAUCAAUUGUGUUGUGACAAGGUAGGGGGGGUAUUCAGAAGAUAGCCCUAUUUGGUAAAAGUCCAUAUUAUGGCAAGAACAGCUCAAAUAAGCAAAGAGAAACGACAGUCCAUUACUUUAAGACAUGAAGGUCAGUCAAUACGGAACAUUUAAAAAAACUUGGAAAGUUUCUUCAAGUGCAGUCACAAAAACCAUCGAGCACUUUGAUGAAACUGGCUCUCAUUCCACAGGAAUGGAAGACCUAGAGUUACCUCUGCUGCAGAGGAUACGUUCAUUAGAGUUACCAGCCUCAGAAAUUGCAGCCCAAAUAAAUGCUUCACAGAGUUCAAGUCACAGACACAUCUCAACAUCAACUGUUCAGAGGGGACUGUGUGAAUCAGGCCUUCAUGGUCGAAUUGCUGCAAAUAAACCACUACUAAAGGACACCAAUAAGAAGAAGAGACCUGCUUGGGCCAAGAAACACGAGCAAUGGACAUUAGACCGGUGGAAAUGUGUCCUUUUGGUCUGGAGUCCAAAUUUGAGAUUUCUGGUUCCAACUGCCGUGUGUUUGUGAGACGUGGUGUGGGUGAACGGAUGAUCUCCGCAUAUGUAGUUCCCAUCGUAAAGCAUGGAGGAAGGAGGUGUUAUGGUGUGGGGGUGCUUUGCAGGUGACACUGUCUGAUUUAUUUAGAAUUCAAGGCACGCUUAACCAGCAUGGCUACCACAGCAUUCUGCAGCGAUACGCCAUCCCAUCUGGUUUGGGCUUAGUGGGACUAUCAUUUGUUUUUCAACAGGACAAUGACCCAACACACCUCCAGGCUGUGUAAGGGCUAUUUUACCAAGAAGGAGAGUGAUGGAGUGCUGCAUCAGAUGACCUGGCCUCCACAAUCCCCUGACCUCAACCCAAUUGAGAUAGUUUGGGAUGAGUCAGACGGCAGAGUGAAGGAAAAGCAGCCAACAAGUGCUCAGCAUAUGUUGGAACUCAUUCAAGAUUGUUGGAAAAGCGUUCCAGGUGAAGCUGGUUGAGGGAAUGCCGAGAGUGUUCAAAGCUUUCAUCAACGCAAAGGGUGGCUAUUUGAAGAAUCUCAAAUAUGAAAUAUAUUUUGAUUUGUUUAACACUUUUUUGGUUACUACAUGAUUCCAUAUGUGUUAUUUCAUAGUUUUGAUGUCUUCACUAAUAUUCUACAAUGUAGAAAAUAGUAAAAAUAAAGAAAAACCCUUGAAUGAGUUGGUGUGUCCAAACUUUUGACUGGUACUGUAUGUCUCCAUAUGAGCCCAUGCCAUUUUCCUUAUCCUUAACAGCUGAGUCUGUCUGUAUUCCACCACACCACUACUAUCUCCUGUCCUGACACGAGUCGGCUGUCGGUGUCCAGCCCUAGACUAGUGGGAGACUUGGCCCCUGACCACUCAAUCAGCCUCCAGCACUGUGUGUGUCUCCGGGGCAGCACAGGCAGGGGGAGAGGCAGGGCCUAAGUGGAGCUGAAAGGGCCAGUCAGGCAGGAGUUUGUCUGGCGGGCCGCUCAUCACAGGGUUUAUAGAGGUGCCAGUCAGAUCUACCGCCAGUCAGUCAGCCCCCCCAGACUGCCACACUCCCAUAACCAGAUAACCAGCCACUGGCAGCUGACAGACAGCUGACACAACCCCCUAAACCCCCUCCCUCUGUCUGCCACUGACAGCCAACAACACUUUACAGGAAGGGAGGGGAAAUAGCAGCAUCUCAACAUGUCUAUUUCAAUCAGUCUGCUUUAGCAGAAGGUUUAAUAGCUAGCUCAGAUCUUUCUUACCCUGCUGGUCUACAUGUGUAGAGAGAUGGGGAUAGGCAGACAGGGUCUGGAAGGAGGGCUGUUGUUGAAGCCCUGCUUUGCACUGUCAUCCUGUCUGAAAUGACAGAACUGACUGUUUGAGGUUGUGAAGUGUAUACUGUAUUUUUAUUUUCCUCCACAAUAUUGAGGACGGUUGCAUGGUCUGAAAGAGCCUAGACAAUGACUCUGCCACCCUCCUCCCUCCCCCCUCUCCUCAGGAACAGGCUUUGCCAUAUGCAGCACGAAGGAGAACCAUGACAGCGACGCCGACCUGGACGUGGAUGGAGACGACACGCUGGAGUACGGCAAGGCCCAGUACACAGAGGCAGACAUCAUUCCCUGCUCCGGAGAGGACCAAGGAGAAGCCAAAGAACGGGAGGCCCUGCGCGGCGCAGUGUUGAAGUAGGUUCUCACUCAUACCACUCUAAUAUACUCCACUCCACUCUGGCCUACUCUACUGACGACUCCUCGUCUGGGGCGUUGAGCUCCUUCUCGCAGCUUAGUUUUUUGUUUGUUUCCACUCUUUCAGUGGUGGAAUGCCAUCCAACAGAAUAACGCCGGAGUUCUCCAAAUGGGCCAGUGAUGGUGAGUUGAGGCUUGGAACAAGAUGUCAUCUUCUGUUUUUAUAGUUACCAUAUUGAAAUCUUUUGACCGUAUUGAUUCAUGUUUAGAUCAGUUCUUAUAGUUCCCCAUCUCUCUCUCUGCAGAGAUGCCCUCCACGAGCAACGGAGAGAGCAGCAAACAGCAGCUGCCUCAGGACCCCAACGCUGCCUGCUCAUCCUCCAACGCGCCCCGGACCUGUAAAAACAGCGAAAUAGAGAAGUAA